AUGUUCGGAACGUUUCGGCGGUUCCCUUCCCCCCUCGACCGCAGUCUGCGUUACCCCGACCACCACCCCACACUGGUCCGCUCCACCCCACCCCACACGACUGGCCAUGCGCAGGACCACUGCACCCCGGCGGAGAAACUCGCACGCACACGCAUACGCACUUACGCACUACCGCACUCCCGCACGCACACUACGCAUUCGAGAGAUUAGCCAAAUAACUCGACGGAGAUCCACACCGGCUCCUCGGCGUCCGCGACGCGCUUAUAUAACCGUGUCGGCUGGCCCGUCCCUUGCAGUGUGCAUUGAGACCUUCAAGUGGUGAGGUGUGCCCCGGCGAGACAGAGUCGACUCAGCGUCCAUAAUAUUGGAAUACUAUUGUAACGGAUUCGUCUACGGAGCACCAGUUGCCGUCCACCCGUCAGCCCAGCGUUGCAGUUGCAUUACCACUUGGUGGAGAGCGUCCGACUGCUACACCGUGUUUUCGCCGCCGACAACCUGUUCUGCGACCACGUGCCGUCCAUUAUACAUUGUUGUACCUGCGCCUGCUGCGAGUACCACUCGACACGAACGUAACGAUAUAUGAUUUGAUACUGAACCAAGCAACUCAGAUAAUGUUGUAUAGUGUAUAGAAGAUAACAUAAUAAUCGCUUUCGGUUCGACCAACACUACCAGCUGAUUUGGCAUUAUAUAAAAAACUUGCAAAAUGUGGAAUGCAAUGAUUAAUAGGAAAGUAAAAAACAAAUCCACUGGCACUAUCGAUGAUGGUGCCACCAUAGAAGUGCAUGGAGCCGUAAAAAAUAAAAAUGCGGAAGAGGAUAAUCAUGAAAUAUCAAACUGGGAAGCGAUGAUGCAUAUGAUUAAGUCGACCAUCGGUGGAGGGUUCUUAGCCAUGCCUGAGGCAUUUCGCAAUGCUGGCCUGUUGGUGGGGUCCAUAGGCACCCUAUUCCUUGGAGUCGCUGUCCUUGACAUGAUGUCGUUCAUCGUUCGUGCCUCGCAGAUGUUGCGAUCCGGCUUAUACGCUGCCACCAUUUUGGCAGGACAAAAAGAAAAUAAUGAGGGAGUCGAAGACGAGCAUGACAAAGAGCCGAUAGAUAUUAAUAGCAAAAAACUCAUAUUGAAGCCUCUAGACUACCCGGAAACAGUGGAGGCAGUGUUUAGGUACGGUUCAGGAGGCCGCUUCGCGUCAUGGGCCCCAUUUGUCAAAAAGUUCACCACUAUAUCAUUGAUCGCAACUUAUUACGGUGUCAACAUCAUCUACGUGUGCGUCGUGGCUAGCACCAGCAAGCAGCUCGUCGACCUUUACACUACAGGUGCAGAAAUGGGCACUUGGAGCUACGCAUUUCACGAUUUGAACAUCCGUUGGUACCCCUUGGUCGUAGCUCUAUUGAUCAUUCCUAUGGGAAUGAUACAAUUUAUUAAAUACUUGGUACCAUUUUCUACCAUUGCCAACGGACUCAUUUCGGCAGGCGCCGUAGUGUUGUUUUACUUCAUUUUCACUGACGACGGAGGACGCGACCCUCUCCUGCCAGAAGAACGCUCCAAAUUGGUGGUGUGGCCGAUGACUCGCUGGUCACUGUUUGCCGGAAGUGCUCUUUGCUCAAUGGAAGGCGUUGGCAUGCUGAUGCACAUCGAAAACACAAUGAAGAGACCACGUCAACUCGCUGGGCCUCCAUACACACUACACUGGUCUAUGGUUAUCAUCGUGAUACUCAACUUCGCUUUGGGAUUCUUCGGAUAUAUACGCUACGGGGAAAGGUGCCUGGGCAGCGUGCCACUCAACUUGCCUCAGAAUAACAGACUUUCAGAGGCUGUAAAAAUCGUGGUGACUUUGGGAAUUCUCAUGACUUACGGACUCCAGCUGACCGUCACCGCGGACCUAGUGUGGCAAUGGCUUAAUGGAAAGACUGAGAAUAAAAUUUACCGGAGAAUUGAAUCGAAAAACGAGGAAAAGGCAGCAAAGGGUCUUCAUUAUUAUUUAAUGAGACUUAUGUUGAUCAUUGGGACCGUAAUUGUCGCGACUGUAGUACCCAACGUCGGGCCAAUGAUUUCUCUCGUCGGCUCCGUCGGUUUUUCAGUACUUGGUCUCGUGGUACCCGUGGCAUUGGAAACCGUGUGGUAUUGGGACCCAAAAAGCGAGGAUGAUUUCGAAGACACCGUACAAGAGAUGAACUGCGAUGCUGAAACAGUGGAGGACGGAAAUGGAUUGGCGUCAGCAGCGGUGCUGAUGUCAAAGGCUGCAAAGAUUGAUAAAGCCAGACGGAAAAUAGCCAAUCGCCGAACCUUACGACACGUGAAAAAUGCUGUUUAUGUCAUGAUGGCUUUGUUCGCACUGACCGGCGGAGCCUUCUACAAUUUACGGGAAAUGUUGACUCAGGCUCCGAGCCACGACAUGCCGGCACCAGCCAUUCCUCGUAUUGAAGCUUAACAUUUUUUUAAAUUUCGAUUUUUUUAUUACUUUACUAUUAUAUUAUAUAAUUAUCUGUAAUUACAAAUUAGUGUUAAGAAUGGUGUCUAUGGAGAGACAAUAUUAUAAUAUUAUCGUUUCUCAAUCACUGCAUGAAAUUUUGAUAUUUUUCACAGAUAAACAUUAAAAUAUUAAAGACUGCACAUAUUGGACUAUAACCGUUGGUUAUGAAUUUCCUUCGAUGUUCCUCAUCGCGAUAAUAUUGUCACUGUGUAGAAUGCGUAAUUAUUGUGAAACGCACACGUCUUUAACGUACAGCCUUAGGCUACUUAGUUAUUUAGUUGCGGUUUUUUUUUAGAACGUUUUUUUUAGUUAUAGUUUUAAACAAAGAAAUACAUUUUAAUUUACUUCAAAGAGCAUAA
Molecule: messenger RNA, 2826 nt
Organism: Myzus persicae (green peach aphid)
Lineage: Eukaryota; Metazoa; Arthropoda; Insecta; Hemiptera; Aphididae
Product: proton-coupled amino acid transporter-like protein pathetic
Exons: 10
Coding region: 704-2425 (573 amino acids)
Biological process (GO): amino acid transmembrane transport
Cellular component (GO): vacuolar membrane
Molecular function (GO): amino acid transmembrane transporter activity
Source: RefSeq, a predicted model, not a curated record